This is a messenger RNA of Brienomyrus brachyistius, 3128 nucleotides long. RefSeq names its product LIM domain-containing protein 2-like. Gene Ontology annotation, cellular component: actin cytoskeleton; plasma membrane. The transcript is spliced from 4 exons. Gene Ontology annotation, molecular function: actin filament binding. The record is from RefSeq and is a predicted model, not a curated record. Bases 150 to 488 code for a protein of 112 amino acids. Lineage: Eukaryota; Metazoa; Chordata; Actinopteri; Osteoglossiformes; Mormyridae. Gene Ontology annotation, biological process: actin filament bundle assembly.
GCGAAAACCUAAGUAGAAAAGGCAAGUCCCGGAAGUCAACUGCCUUGAAGUGAAUUAAAACUCGUUGCAGAGGUUCAAGAGUUUUCAGAAUACGGAAGCACAGCAGCUGAUUCCUCCAGUCAUUUCAAUCAGCUAACAAGAAUAAGCAAAUGGAUAGCAGCACCACCCCAGAUGACAAACCUGUACAGCGAAGCAAGGCCUACAGUUUUAAUACGCAGAGGGAAUUGUGCUCAUCCUGCGGGAAGACGGUCUACCCCAUGGAGAGGCUGAUGGCGGACACGCGGGUCUUUCAUGCUGCUUGUUUCUGCUGCAAACACUGCAAAACCAAACUCAGCCUUGGCUCCUACGCGGCUUUGGCGGGUGAGUUUUACUGCAAGCCGCACUUCCAGCAGCUCUUCAAGAGCAAGGGGAAUUACGACGAGGGCUUUGGUCGCCGGCAGUACAAGGAGCAGUGGGCUUCCAAGGAGUCCGACACCAAGGAAGCCUGACCAUGCUACCCCCCCACCCCCCACACACACCUGGGCUUCCAACACAGAUUGCACACUUCUUAUGCUAUGACCUGCUCCACUUACACUCUCCCACAGCUGCAGCGUCACUUAAAGCAUCUGGUAAAAGAUGCUGGUGUUUUAUUUCUUCAAAGCAUUUUAUUUUUGAUUUUUUACUCUGCUUAGCUCCCAAAUACAAUGUGAAUGAGCUAAUUACUUCAUUUUGCUGUUAGCUUAAAUGAUAGAUUUAAGUGUGAUCAACUUUAUGUUGAGCAAGUAAUUUUAAUUAUUAGCAUUAUUAGCAAUGUUGUUUGCUCAUUAAUUACAGCUUUUGUGUGGGAACAAUUACAUUCAUGUUUAUUUCAGCACAAUUAUGAUACAACUUUUAUUUAAUUUUUGCCUAUUUUUUGUCUUUUUCCCUUACAUAUGUUGUUAAAAUACUUGAACAAUAAGCAAGGCCUUAUUGAUAUUCAUUAUUGAUAAUCGAUGUAGCCUUGCAGACAAUCAUUUUGAUGUUUCUCACCAAAAUUACAGGACACAGUCUUGUCUUCUGUUGUAUGCUAUGUAAUGCUAAUUUCACAGCAUCAUGUGUGAGGGAAGCUGAAAUGUCUGAUGUGUGUUUUACAUCAGCUUUUGUGUGUACGUAUUUAGUCACAUGGGAAAGCCUCAUUUUUCUUUUCUGCCAUGAAUUUGCAUACAUUUUAAGAUUCACUUACAGUAUGCCUAUGACUAGUGUCAGUUUGGGGUCUUUGGUGGAUUCACAUGAUUGAUGAAUGGAAGAGUUUAUUGGGACAAUCUAGUGCUAUUUUUGUUGAGGACACAAAUUGCAAUCGUGACUUUUUGUGUUGCAGUAGCUUAUGCUUACAAGACACGUAUAACACAUUUCUGUGGUCUGUGCUGAUAUUCAUGUUAGCAUAUUUCUAUGUUACUUAGCUAUGAAGGUAGUCGACACACUGCUCUUUAUGUUAAAUAGAAGAGUUUUUUUAAUCCCACAAAUCUUAGAUGCGUAUUGACUGAUACAGACUUAAUACAGUGAGUUAAACAGUAAAUCUCCAAUUUUAUUCCACCUAAAACUUUCUUAGACCAUAUUCUGUCCUCUUUUGCUCCAUUAAUACUGGCAUUAGAAUAUCCUGGUGCAUCCAGCAACCAGGCAGACCUGAAAACAGAGCACUCAUCAUAUUGUGAUGGCCGUCAGGGGAAAAACAAGAUUCCUUUCUACCUCCGAGAUCACAGCAGAACUCAGGAAGACCUGUUCUGGUACUGCAGCUCCAAAACAUGUGUUGUCAUUAUUUCAUCAAUUUAUGUGUUGUCACUGAAUAAAAUGUAGCCAGAUACUGGAAGACUUAUCAAUACUCUCCAGCAAAAGAAAAGAGAGAGUGAUCAAUGACUCGUGUAACAGCUUCACUCAGGGGACUGGAAAGCUAAAUGGGGCCAUGGAGGCCGAUAUCAAUGAACUGUUCUGUAACAGAGGAGCUCAUCACUGUGUUCACCCAACAUACCAAAGAGAAGACCUGGCAAGUAAGGAAUGUAAUAACAUUGACACCUUGAGAUUUUUAUGCAAAGCUUGCUGUUCAGCUUUUGGUCCAGUACACUGAACAGCCUUUCCAGAGUUACCAGAACGAUUAACUAUGAGCAGAAACAUAUUCACAGUAAUUCUUUUUUUUGAACCAAUGGAAUCUGGGAUCAGUUAAAUUCCAUAACUCUGGUCUUCAUUAAGAGCUGUUUUCAGAAUUGUUUUUGUGUUUAUGGUUGUUAGUUCAUAGGUCAUUUCCAAUAGAUGGAAGUGGAAAUUUCCGAGUAUCUGGAGAACCUCAAAAUCAGGUCUUAACCUUUUCGAUAUACAAUGUUAGGAUAGUCACUUCUGUUAAUUUAUUUUCAAUACGUGAAGCAUUUUCUGAACCAGAACGGUGAUGCGGAUCAUGCAACUUUUCACCUAUUUCACAACUACUAUUAACAACAUACAGUCUCUGCUUCAUUAACAUGUUUAAAAUUGGCAAUUUUGAUGUGUUUCAGUGUUUGAUGUAAGUCUGCAAACUUAACAUGCAGUUUAACAUGCUAUUUCAUUUCAAUUGUGAAUGCAUUCCUAAAAGUAACAGAGUACCUUAAAUCUCUAGGCAGUUACUUAUAUUUAAGUUUGAUGCAAAUCAAACUUAAAAUGCAAAUGAGAACAUAUGAAUUUCAAAUGAUUUUAUUUUAUGAUGUUAUAAUGAAGUCCUAUAAAAACACACAGGAAAUAGAUUUACCAACCUUGUAGGCAUCCGUUGACCAUACUUAUUACUCUCAUUUCUUAACAAUUUUAGACUUGAUUUCUGUUAGAUAUAACCUUAUAAUCUGUUUUGAAACUGCGACAAUUCCCAGUCUCCAGUGGUAUUACUUUGUUAUUCCAGAAAGUACUGCAAACGUACGCAUAUUUUCCACAUUGUAUCAGAAACAAUAAAAACGUUGUAUGAGUAUAUAUGGUUUGUGCUGGACAAACUGAUGUGAAUGCAAUGCCAUUGUUUUCUGCAAGAAAAUAUUCUUUAAACUUGAGUUGUGAAUGAAUGUUGUGGCCUUGUUAUUUUAAUAUUUUCACUUUUUUAUUUGAUGCUUUUUGUAUUCUAUGAUCAAUCUAAAGUGUGUUUUAAAUAAAGAUAAAUAUAAGGA